Vigna umbellata (rice bean) is the source of this 1595-nucleotide messenger RNA. RefSeq names its product E3 ubiquitin-protein ligase RMA1H1-like. Gene Ontology annotation, molecular function: metal ion binding; ubiquitin protein ligase activity. Gene Ontology annotation, biological process: ubiquitin-dependent protein catabolic process. NCBI's taxonomy places the organism in Eukaryota, Viridiplantae, Streptophyta, Magnoliopsida, Fabales, Fabaceae. Gene Ontology annotation, cellular component: endoplasmic reticulum. The record is from RefSeq and is a predicted model, not a curated record.
AUCUUACAUUUUCCUUUUACAGCUAAUUAAUUUUUCAAAACUCUCUUUUAUGCAUUUCAGCGUUCCAAUUUAUCUCCAUGUGUGUGCGCUUUCACAAUUUCUUCGAUCUGUUUUCUGUUUUUGUUGUUUACAUCGAUGGGUGGAUGGAUCGAUCGUAAGAACAGUUCCCUCGCUCGGCACCUUCUCUUCAUCACUCUUGCUUCAUUAUUCGGGUUUUGAUACUUGAUUUAUGAAUGCUGCUGUGCUGUGAAUUAGUUUUCAGAGUAGAUGUUUCCCCUGAUUGUGUAUGGAUGAAGUGAUAUAAAUAAAUAUGAUCCUUUUUUAUACCCCUUUUACUCUCUUUUCCUUUCUCUCGAUGGCUCUGCUUUGUAUCAGUUCUGUAUUGGAUAAUUUGGGAUCUGCUUUUAUUUAUGUUCUUUAUGGGUAAUUAAUUGCGUUUGAUUUCUGACCGAUACUCAAUGCGUGCAGUGAUAUGGUCGUCUCCGUUUUUGCUCUUUUGGUGUUUUUUUUUUAUUUCUCAUGAUUUAUUAGGCAAUAUGCAUAUGCUGAAGUCUCAAUUUGUUUCUUCUUUAAUUUAAUUUCCUCUUGUGUGAUGAUGUCUGCUUGUUAGCGUCUACCUGUUGUGAGAUGGAUUGGGGUGACUAAAGAGGCAACAAAAUCGAAAGGUCAGGGCUAGAUAAGGACUGGCAACCAAAUUUCUGAUAAGGGUUCUUUAAUGGCCUUUGAGCACUGCGUUUCGCAGCAAUGGAAAACCAUCCCUAGCCCCGUGACUUUGACAGAAAAUUUUGAUGGGUGUUUUGAUUGCAACAUCUGCUUAGAUUUUGCGCAUGAACCAAUUGUUACCCUUUGUGGUCACCUAUACUGCUGGCCUUGCAUCUACAAGUGGCUCCAUGUCCAAAGUGCAUCUCUUGCACCUGAUGAGCACCCACAAUGCCCUGUUUGCAAGGAAGAUAUAUGCCACACCACAAUGGUUCCUCUCUAUGGCCGUGGCCAGGCCAUAGCUCCUAGUGACCGUGAUGUGAAGGCUUCCUAUAGAGGUGUUUUCAUCCCACCAAGACCACCUGCUUUGGGUACUCAAUCUCUCAUGCCAACAUCAUCUCAAAGUGGCCAGCAACUUCCAUAUCGCAAUCCGUAUCAGAGUCAGCAUUUCAAUCCUCCUUUAUACCAAGAAGAGGAUGAAUCAUCAACACAAAUGCUUCUCAGUCCUGGUGCCAUGGCACCAGGGUUCCCCCACCUUGUGGUUGGGAUGUUUGGAGAGAUGUUUUAUACCCGAGUCUUUGGCAACUCAGAAAAUGUAUACACUUACCCAAAUUCUUAUCACCUGGCAGGAAGUAACAGCCCCAGGUUGAGAAGGCAAGAGAUCCAGGCAGACAAAUCACUGAACAGAAUUUCUAUUUUUCUCUUCUGUUGCUUCCUUCUGUGUCUCAUCGUCUUCUAAGCAAGUAAUUGGAUUGUUCUGUAUUUCUCCGUUGUAUAAUUUGUAAAGAAGAACGGGUUCAAAAGAACGAGAUAGAUUGAGUAAUUGUAUUUUAGGUUAAAAGAACUGAUGUUCUUCAACAUUUACUACAAUAUAUUAGAGCUCCAUUUUAAGGAAA